CUCUCAUCAACAAUUGCAAAUACUCAUUCUAGGAACCAAUUCUUGUUGUUCAUUCUAAUUGCUCAUUUCUUUAUAUUUUCAUAUAGUAAAAACUAUGGCUCAAUCAGUGUCAUUGUCAACAACUGUUUCACCUCUGCUUUCUCAAAAAACAGGGUACUCUGUAAAAUCACAUAACAAUACUAUUGCACCUUGCAUGGCCACAUUUCGAUCACAGAGACAAUUUCCAAGGCUAGGAUUAGGAAGGGUGAGAGCUCAGGCUGGUGGUGAUAACAAAGACAAUUCUUUGGAAGUUCAACAUGUUAACAAAUACGAUGAAGGCGGCGAUAAAGGAACCGCCGUAGAGAGGAAGCCUCGCCGAGGUAGUUCCAUCGACAUUUCACCAUUUGGUUUAUUGGAUCCAUGGUCACCUAUGAGGAGCAUGCGUCAAAUUCUAGACACAAUGGACCGAAUUUUCGAAGAUGCAAUGAUAUUCCCAGGAACAAACCUUGGAGUUGGAGGUGGCGAGAUUCGUGUCCCUUGGGACAUCAAAGAUGAAGAGAAUGAAAUCAAAAUGCGUUUUGACAUGCCUGGUCUUUCUAGAGAAGAUGUUAAGGUAUCAGUUGAGGAUGAUGUUCUUGUCAUAAAAAGUGAUGUUAAGAAGGAAGAAAGUGGUGAAGAAGAUUCUUGGUCAAGAAAGAGCUAUAGUUCUUAUGAUUCAAGGCUCAAGCUUCCUGAUAAUUGUGAGAAGGAUAAGGUUAAGGCUGAGUUGAAAAAUGGUGUGCUUUAUAUUAGUGUUCCUAAGACUAAAGUUGAACGCAAGGUUAUUGAUGUCCAAAUUCAGUGAUAUGUUAAGGCUUUUUAUAGUGUCUUCUUGAGAUAGUGUGCUUUUCCAUUUUUGUUGUUGUGUAACUAUGUUUAAUCAAGUGUUGAAUAAAUAAGAUGAUUUACUAUUUCUUAA
This is a messenger RNA of Trifolium pratense (red clover), 937 nucleotides long. RefSeq names its product small heat shock protein, chloroplastic-like. Bases 95 to 823 code for a protein of 242 amino acids. The record is from RefSeq and is a predicted model, not a curated record. The transcript is spliced from 2 exons. Gene Ontology annotation, biological process: response to heat. NCBI's taxonomy places the organism in Eukaryota, Viridiplantae, Streptophyta, Magnoliopsida, Fabales, Fabaceae.